UUACAGAAGAGAACUAAGCAAAACCAGGUGCUUUUGCUGUAUUCUCUCCAGUGUCUAAGGAGGAGCAGAUCUCUCCUUCUCCCUUCACUCUUCUCCCCUCCCUCCUUCCUUCCCUCCCUCCCUCCUCCUCCUUCCUUCCUUCCCUCUUUCUCUCUCUCUCUCCUUCUGCUUCUCUAUGAUUUUGGGUCUUUCAUUCUGUGGAAUAUAAAUGAUGGCAGGACUAACGUUCUGGCAAAAGGUUUAAUGUGCAAAACUAUUUUUCAGCUAUUCAGCUGUGCACACAUUAUUUCCCCCGCUCAACUUUUUUCUUCAGUUUUGGACAUGACAGGAUUAAAAAGGAUAAUUACCAUUUUCAUGGUGGCUGCCUGCCUCUUAAGUUGUGGGAAGACGCAGGAUCGGGGCUCCAGCAGGAGACAAGGAAGACAGGAUGGAUCCUCACUUGAGCAACAAUGCUCAAAUGGGUUUGAGAUGGACCGUACCUUGGGCCAGUGCUUAGAUGUUGAUGAAUGUCGGACUAUUGCUGAGGCCUGUAGAGGAGAUAUGGUGUGCGUUAACCAGAAUGGUGGUUAUCUAUGUAUACCACGAACAAAUCCCGUUUAUCGAACGCCAUAUCUGAAUCCUUAUGCUAACGCAUAUCCUCCACCACCUCCAGCCCCAGCUCCUGCUCCCAAUUAUCCAACUGCUGCACGAACUCCAGUCAUUUGCCGGUUUGGUUACCAAAUGAGCGAAGGCAACCAGUGUGUGGAUGUUGAUGAAUGUGCAUCUGAAUCACACCAGUGCAACCCCACCCAAAUCUGCAUCAACACUGAGGGAGGAUAUACUUGCUCCUGCACAGAAGGAUACUGGCUUUUAGAAGGCCAAUGUUUAGACAUAGAUGAAUGUCGCUAUGGUUACUGUCAGCAGCUAUGUGCCAAUGUACCAGGCUCCUACUCCUGUACAUGCAAUCCAGGCUUUAUCUUGAAUGAAGAUGGAAGAUCAUGCCAAGAUGUGAAUGAAUGUACAACCAACAAUCCUUGUGUGCAAAACUGUGUCAACACCUACGGCUCAUUCCUUUGCCGCUGUGACCCUGGCUAUGAAUUAGAGGCUGAUGGUAUUAGUUGUACUGAUAUGGAUGAAUGCAGCUUCUCGGAAUUUCUUUGUCAGCAUGAAUGUGUCAACCAGCCAGGUAGUUACUACUGCUUCUGCCCUGCUGGCUAUGUUCUUCUUGAUGAUAUCCGAUGCCAGGAUAUUAACGAAUGUGACGUUGGGAACCACACUUGUACCUUGCAACAAACGUGUUUUAAUGUCCAAGGAGGAUUCAAAUGCCUAGACCCAAUAAGGUGUGAGGAGCCUUAUAUCCUGAUCAGUGAAAAUCACUGUAUGUGCCCAGCUGAAAAUCCUGGUUGCAGAGACCAGCCAUUUACCAUUUUGUACAGAGACAUGGAUGUUUCAGGGCGCACUGUGCCAUCUGAUAUAUUUCAAAUGCAAGCAACGUCCCGCUACCCUGGUGCUUAUUACAUCUUCCAGAUAAAAUCAGGAAAUGAGGGAAGAGAAUUCUACAUGCGUCAAACUGGACCUAUCAGUGCCACUCUAGUGAUGACCCGUCCUCUGAAGGGGCCACGUGACAUUCUCUUGGACCUGGAGAUGAUUACUGUUAACACUGUCAUCAACUUCAGAGGAAGCUCCGUCAUUCGGCUGAGGAUAUAUGUACCACAGUAUCCCUUCUAAACCAAGAGUUUCAUUGCUUUCUUUUGUAAAACACACACACACACACACACACACACACACACACACACACACACACAAACCAGCUGAAAAGGGCAUUAUCCCUUUUCUGCCAGAACUUUCUUCUCAGGAGUCAGUGCAUCUAAUAACUCAACAUGAAAUCAGCAUUAAAAGUUGCCAUAAUGACUCAUAUUACAUCCUCCUCAUGGUUUGAAACCACCUGAGCAGUACAUUGCCAAUGGAUUCCAUAGGCAUUUUUCCUGCAAUGAUCAUGUUCUGUUAAGAAUCUUUUGUCUUGCUUUCCAAAACUUUUUAUACAGUGUGAUUAUAAGCUUAAGAAACUGUGAAGUUCUCAACCUUUAUACUGGCAAUGCUGUUUAGCAGAAUAACCAGAGAAACCGUGGGAAAUGCUGGCUUUUGCUGUUCUGCUCUCUCUUUUUUCUUCUGCUAACACUUGUGGAAUCAGGGAACCACCAGCCCACACUCUCAAAAAUGUCUGUGGAAUCAUCAGUUCUGACCCUGUUAUGUGUCUCUAUAGAAACUGCCCCUCAUUCAUCUUGCUUUUUCCCCCGAUAGAAAACUUUCCUUCUUUUUAGCCUGGGUUCUUUUCUGCCUUAAAACUUUGGGAAGAAACAUGUAGUCACACAUGGCCAAGAGAACUGAAGGGAAAGACAGUGGCUUGGUGAUGGAGCAUCUGUUUUGCAAGCAAAAGGUCCCAGGCUCAAUCCCCGCCAUCUCCAGGUAAAGGAUACCCCUUGCCCUGUCUAAAACCCUGGAGAGUCAUUGCCAGUUAGUGUAGACGAGCCUUGCAUCAUUCCUAGCCAGCAUGGCCAGUGAUCAUAGAUGAUGUUCUUGUAGCUCAAGAACAUCUAGGGGCCCAAGGUUGAGAAAGGCUCGUGUUGACGAUGUGUAGCCAGGUAGACCAGUGGCCUGACUCAAUUUCCUAUAUGCUUGUUGAAGAGCUCCCCCACUAUCCAGGGCAGGCAUAGGCAACCUUGGCUCUCCAGAUGUUUUGGAACUACAACUCCCAUGAUCCCUAGCUAACAGGGCCAGUGGUCAGGGAUCAUGGGAGUUGUAGUUCCAAAACAUCUGGAGAGCCAAGGUUGCCUAUACCUUUUCCAGGGCCAUGUGCUUGUAAUAUGCCAUAGGCAUUUGAUGCUUAAAUCUGAAAAAUCCCACUGGACAUGCUCAAGCCACUGGGUUCACAUGUUGCAUCCUUUUGGAUCCCAGCCACUACCAGGCACUGGUUUUUGAUGGAAAGAUCACUGGAUAGUAUUGUUUAAAAUAUUUAUUGUAAAAUAUACAGGGCCUGGUUCUCCAUUUACAAUUUGGGCUCCAUUUAUAAUUCUUGUGAUUUAUAAUCACAAGACAGUCUGCAAUAGAUAAGGAGCUGCGCUAUGAAAUCAAACACAUGCAGGUCACAUUUCAGUAGCUCUGGGAAACAGUCCUCAUUCUGAACACCAAGAAGAGGCUUCUUUGUUCUCUUCUGUUAGUAGGGAAAGCAAUACCUAGGGUUGUGGCACAGUUCAGUGGUAAAAUGCAUACACAUAGGGGCAGAGGGAGAAAUUCCAAUCAGUUCACCAGCAGCAUUAGACCAUUUGGGAUAGAGCAUUUCCCUUUGGGGAAAGAGAACCUGUAGCUCUGUAUGAACUACACACAGUGCCUCAUGC
Molecule: messenger RNA, 3374 nt
Organism: Zootoca vivipara (common lizard)
Lineage: Eukaryota; Metazoa; Chordata; Lepidosauria; Squamata; Lacertidae
Gene: FBLN5
Product: fibulin 5
Molecular function (GO): calcium ion binding
Source: RefSeq, a predicted model, not a curated record